This is a messenger RNA of Pollicipes pollicipes, 2223 nucleotides long. Its product is annotated as chorion peroxidase-like. Gene Ontology annotation, biological process: response to oxidative stress. The record is from RefSeq and is a predicted model, not a curated record. Gene Ontology annotation, molecular function: heme binding; peroxidase activity. NCBI's taxonomy places the organism in Eukaryota, Metazoa, Arthropoda, Thecostraca, Pollicipedomorpha, Pollicipedidae. The transcript has 3 exons. The coding region runs from base 1 to 2223 and encodes 740 amino acids.
AUGGCCGAGCUCAACAAACUGAUCGUGGCGAGCGGUGACGCACCGGCGCCCAACAGUCCCGGCCAGCUCAGCAGCUGGAACUCGCUGUCGUCGGAGCAGGCGCUGCAGCUCGGCCUGUCGGCGCUGCAGUCGAUCGAGACGCUGCGCGCGCUGCGCCUGGACAGCCCGAGGCGCGCGAAGUCGGCGCACGCCAGCGCUUUUGCGCGGCUGCUGCGGCUCAGCAAGCGACCGCAGUCCAACCGAGACUCGCCGGAGUCGUACAGCCCGUCGCAGCUCAGUGCGUGGAACUCGGCGUCCAGCAACCGGGCGCAGAGGCUGGGACAUCAGGCGCUGCAGGUGUUGCAGGCGCUGCAGACGACUAGCGCGCGACGCCGUCGUGUCGCCGGCACAAAGCGUAACGCUCGCCAGCUAUCGGAGAAGGCGCUGCCCGGCUGCUCCGUGCAGAAGGAGCCCGUGUGCGACCGCAACGCCGUCUUCCGCACCGUGUCGGGCGAGUGCAACAACCUGCGCCGGCCGACGCUCGGCCGGUCGCUGACUGGUUUCCGCCGGCUGCUGCCCAACACGUUCGACGACGGCUUGUUCGAGCCGCGCUCGAAGGCGAAGCGCGGCGGCACGCUGCCCAACCCGCGCCUCAUCAGCCAGCGCACCAUGGACUCGAUGUCGGUGGCGGCGUCCGGCUUCACCGCCUCGCUGAUGCAGUGGGGCCAGUUCAUCGACCACGACCUGACGCAAGCGCCCGUGUUUCGGCUGGAGUCGGGCGACGGCAUCGAAUGCUGCAAGCGCAACGGCCAGGAGUUCCCGAGCGAGCCGCGCCACCCGCUCUGCAUACCGGUGCGGAUCUCCGAGUCCGACCCCUUCUACAGCCGCUUCGGGCAGCGCUGCAUGAGCGUCGUCCGCUCGCUGCCGGCGCCCGAACCCGACUGCCACGCGCGGCCCGCCACGCAGCUCAACGCACUCACCGACUACCUGGACGCGUCGAACGUGUACGGCAGCCGGGAAGAGCAGCUGGCGGAGCUGCGCUUGUUCCGGCGCGGCCUGUUGCGCUCUGGGAAGGGUGGCCUGCUGCCCGCGCGCGGCACGGAACCGUUCCGGCCGCCAGGCGACGCUGGCCGGCGCCAGUCGCGCAAGGGCGAGCCGCCGAACGGCCGGUGCCGCGGCACCGUGUGCUUCCGCGCGGGCGAUGAGCGAGCCAACGAACAGGGCAGUCUGACCGUCGUCCACACUGUGUUCAUGCGCGCGCACAACAACGUGGCGCGCGCGCUGCGCCGCAACCACCCCAACUGGGGCGACGAGCAGCUGUUCUCCGAGGCGCGCCGCGUGCUCACGGGCCAGUGGCAGCACAUGGUGUACAACGAGUGGCUGCCACUGGUGGUGGGGCAUGAGUUCGCGCGCGCCCACGGCCUGCUGCCGCUCGAGAGGGGCUUCUCGUCGUUGUACAACGCCGACAUCGACGCGCGCGCCACUGUCGAGUUUGCAUCGGCCGCUUUCCGCUUCGGCCACUCGAUGGUCCUCGAUUCGUACGAGCUGCUCGACGCCCGCGGCCGGGUUCGCAGCAUCAACCUGACCAGCACCUUCUUCGAGCCGUCGUCGGUGAGCAGCGGCCUGAUGGACUAUGCACGCAUGCUGGUCGCCAGCCCGUCAGACGCGGUCGACAUGAGCAUUGUGCCGGCGGUGCACGGCAACCUCUUCAACGCCGGAGGACCGCACGGACUCGACCUCAUCACGCUCAACAUCCAGCGCGGCCGCGACCAUGGCGCGCCAUCCUACGUCAGCGCCCUGACCGCCUGCACGGGCGCCGACGUCCAGCACUGGGGUGACCUCAACAAGGUCAUGUUCCCGUUUGCGCUCGAACGGCUGCGUGAAGUGUACGACCAUCCCCACGAUGUGGAUCUGUUCGUGGGCGGACUGGGCGAAAUACCCGCCAAAGACGCCGUGGUCGGCCCUACCUUCCGGUGCCUGAUCGCCCAGGGCUUCUUCGACGUCCGCUACGGCGACCGCUUCUUCUACGACAAUGGCGGCUUCCGGCACAGCUUCACAGCGCGGCAGCUCGCCGAGAUCCGCAAGAGCAGCUGGGCCGGACUCCUCUGCGACACGCUGGGCCGCGACUCGGGCGGCAACUUCAACCACGUGCACCCGCUCGCCUUCCGCUCCGCAGCCGGCUUCAACCAGCCCGUCGACUGCGACUCGCUCGCCAUCUCGCGGCCCGAUCUGCGCGUUUUCUAA